Molecule: messenger RNA, 2631 nt
Organism: Alternaria viburni
Lineage: Eukaryota; Fungi; Ascomycota; Dothideomycetes; Pleosporales; Pleosporaceae
Exons: 8
Coding region: 1-2631 (876 amino acids)
Biological process (GO): proteolysis
Molecular function (GO): serine-type endopeptidase activity; GTPase activity; tripeptidyl-peptidase activity
Source: RefSeq, a predicted model, not a curated record
AUGGCGCAGCCGUGGGACUACAUAGCGAAGAUUGUAUCGUUAGGCGAUUCAGGAUGUGGUAAAUCAAGUCUAACAGUUCGCCUCUGCGAAGGCCGCUUCUCACCACACCACGACGUAACUAUCGGCGUAGAGUUCGGAUCGCGCAUCGUUCCUGUCGGCCCACCAGCAUCGCAUUCCCUGAGCAUCAACAACCCCUCCAAAUCCUCACAAGCACAAGCGCCCGUAUCGCCGUCGAAACAAAAGCAGGAGCAAAAGCACAUGAAGCUUUCGCUAUGGGAUACAGCAGGUCAGGAGACGUACAAGAGCAUCACGAGAAGUUAUUUCCGGGGCGCAUCGGGCGCGCUGCUAGUAUUCGAUAUAUCGCGGAAGAACACGUUCCUCUCCGCCACGUCAUGGUUGCACGACUUGCGGCAAAUCGCCGAGGAAGGCAUCGUCGUGGUGCUCGUGGGCAACAAGUCUGAUCUCGCGGGGUCGUCUACCGUAACUGAUUCGGACGCCGCGAACAAGCGACAAGUCACAAAAGAAGAGGCUGAGGAGUGGUGUAAAGCGAAUGGCGUCAUGCAGUACGUCGAGACGAGCGCCAAGAGCGGAGAAGGUGUGGAACAAGCCUUUUUGGAAGUCGCAGAGCGGAUAUACCAAAAUAUAGAAGCUGGCAAGUACGACUUGAACGAUCGAAGGAGUGGAGUCAAGGGGCCGGGAGGCGGAGCGAAUAGGGCAGGCGUCAACCUGAAUGACGCGAGUAAAAAGGGAAAGCAACAGGGCUGGGGCGGCUUUUCGCUUGAGGGUACCGUGACCCAGUACAUCUUGGAAACGAUGCGCUUCCUAGUAGUACUCCUCCUUUGGCUCAGCACCAUAGCUGCCGCUUUCCCAGUUGGCUCUCACGUCGUCCACGAGAAGCGAGAGGCGGACCCGAUAGGUUGGGAUAGAGACUCACGUGCAUCAAGGGAUGCAGUACUGCCGGUGCGAAUCGCGCUGAAGCAGCAGAACUUGAAGCAUGGCGAACUCUCACUCCAAGACAUGCAUAAUCGAACCUCACCCAAUUUCCGAAAGCGCUGGACGGCCGAGCGAGUCCACAGUACAUUUGAGCCUCAUCCAACAACGACAAACGCGACUCUCGACUGGCUCCAUGCAGCUGGAGUUGAGGACAGUCGCAUCACGUUCUCAGCUAGACGGGAUUGGAUCAUGUUCCUAGCCACUAUUGGUGAGGUUGAGGACCUAUUUCAUACGAAGUAUUACAACUUCCAUGAAAAGGAAUCUGGCGGUCUUCGCAUGGCAUGCGACGACUACAAACUUCCACAGCACGUUCGCGAACAUGUCGACUACAUCACGCCCACAAUACAGCUCGACGGCUUACGUCCAAUGGCUCAUGUACAAACAGCGACGAAGCCCAUGGCUAUUGCUGAUCAUAUCACUGCCCAUGGUGGUGCGGAUGACCUGUCGACCUGUCACAUUCUUUUUACUGUCCAUUGCUUCCGCGCUCUGUACGGCGUUCCCGUUGCCAGUCACAACAAUACCGGAAAUGAGCUUGGUAUUUUCGGGCUUGGUAACUAUCUCUAUCUUCCAGACUUCAAAGAAUACUUGAGAAACUGGACGUCCCCUCGGAUUCCCCUGGAUGUUGAGCCAGAAUCCGUCUACGUUUAUGGUGGCAAACCCGGAGAUCUGUCUCUGGCAGAAGCUGACAAGACAGGUGAGACUGCUUUGGACGUUCAGGCCUCGACCUCCAUCAUCUACCCUCAAAAAGUACGAUUCUAUCAAAUUGGCCAGUCGAAGUUUAUUAACGGUUUCGAUUUAUUUCUGGACGCGUUGGAUCCUACAUACUGUACCCACCCGGGCGGCAACGAGCAGUACCUUGGCCCGGGAUUCCCCGAAAACGAUGAAGGAGAAGGCACAAAGAACGGACCAUGCGGAGGUGCGCCAAUGAGCAACGUCAUCUCCAUCUCAUACAGCUUUUUGGAGAGCCAGCUCUCUCGUGCUUACCUUGAACGCCAAUGUCACGAGUACAUGAAGCUGGGGUUGCAAGGCGUCACCAUCGUUGCCGCAUCAGGAGAUAUUGGCGCUGGGUCUUCCGACCAGCAGUUCGCACCAUCAUUCCCUUGCACAUGCCCUUAUGUCCUUUGCGUCGGCGCCACAACAUUGCAAGAUGGUACCAUUGCCGGCGGCGAAAUGGCAGCCACGUUUUCCGGCGGUGGAUUUUCCAACGUCUUUCCCCGCCCAAGCUACCAGGACGACGCUGUCUCGGGCUGGCUUUCCAACUCAGCACCGGCAUACGGAGAAGGGCGCUAUAAUCGCUCAGGUCGCGCAUACCCAGAUGUCGCAGUCAUUGGCGUCAACUACCCAGUAGUGAUUCUCAAUACCACGAGACCUGUGAGUGGUGCGUCGGCUUCUGCACCCGGCUUUGCCAGCGUGAUCAAUAUGAUCAAUGACGAGCGAUUGGCGGAUGGCAAAGAACCACUUGGCACUUUGAACUGGGACAUAUACGACAAUCCGGAGAUGUUCAAUGAUAUUCUUGUGAGAUACAAUCCGGGAGGCGGUAUGGAUGGCUUCCCAGCGGGUCCGGGAUGGGAUAUGGCUUCGGGACUCGGGAGUCCGCAGUAUGAUAAGAUGCGGGAAGUGUUAUUGUCAGAUCUGUGA